Messenger RNA from Globicephala melas (long-finned pilot whale), 1812 nucleotides. It is a transcript of the gene ETS1, whose product is annotated as ETS proto-oncogene 1, transcription factor. Gene Ontology annotation, cellular component: nucleus. Gene Ontology annotation, biological process: regulation of transcription by RNA polymerase II; cell differentiation. The record is from RefSeq and is a predicted model, not a curated record. NCBI's taxonomy places the organism in Eukaryota, Metazoa, Chordata, Mammalia, Artiodactyla, Delphinidae. Gene Ontology annotation, molecular function: sequence-specific DNA binding; DNA-binding transcription factor activity, RNA polymerase II-specific.
CGAGCGCAGGCGGCUGCCCGCGGAGAGGAGGGAGCCGGGCCAGGACUAGGAGGUAGCCGGCGGGGCGCAGGCGAGGCGGGCACCCGGCGCGCGCACUUUCCCGCAAAGUGCCAACUACCCGGGAGAGAGUUCCGGCCGCUCACCUUCUGGGCGCCGGGGAAAGUCAGCGGGAAUUUGAGAUUUUAGGGAAGAAGGUCCGAUACCCCCGUCCCCUGUCCCUUGUUACUUAUCCCCAUUAAAAAGAGAAACAACAAGAAUAACAGCAAACUUGCUCUAGUCCCGUCUGUCCCCCCACUCCUGGCACCAUGAAGGCGGCCGUCGAUCUCAAACCGACUCUCACAAUCAUCAAGACGGAAAAAGUGGAUCUGGAGCUUUUCCCAUCCCCGGAUAUGGAAUGUGCAGAUGUUCCACUCUUAACUCCAAGCAGCAAAGAAAUGAUGUCUCAAGCCUUGAAAGCUACUUUCAGUGGUUUCUCUAAAGAGCAGCAACGGCUGGGAAUUCCAAAAGACCCCCGGCAGUGGACAGAGACCCAUGUUCGGGACUGGGUGAUGUGGGCCGUCAAUGAGUUCAGCCUAAAGGGUGUGGACUUCCAGAAGUUCUGUAUGAAUGGGGCAGCCCUCUGCGCGCUGGGGAAAGACUGCUUUCUCGAGCUGGCUCCAGACUUCGUUGGGGACAUCUUGUGGGAGCAUCUGGAGAUCCUGCAGAAAGAGGAUGUGAAGCCGUACCAAGUGAAUGGAGUCAACCCUCCCUACCCAGAGUCACGCUAUACCUCGGAUUACUUCAUUAGCUACGGUAUCGAGCAUGCCCAGUGUGUCCCUCCAUCGGAGUUCUCCGAGCCCAGCUUCAUUACAGAGUCCUACCAGACCCUCCAUCCCAUCAGCUCGGAGGAGCUCCUCUCCCUCAAGUAUGAGAACGACUACCCCUCGGUCAUCCUCCGGGACCCUCUGCAGACGGACACCUUGCAGACUGACUACUUUGCCAUCAAACAAGAAGUGGUGACCCCAGACAACAUGUGCAUGGGGAGGACCAGUCGUGGCAAGCUCGGGGGCCAGGACUCCUUUGAGAGCAUAGAGAGCUACGAUAGCUGCGACCGCCUCACGCAGUCCUGGAGCAGCCAGUCAUCCUUCAACAGCCUGCAGCGCGUCCCGUCCUACGACAGCUUUGACUCAGAGGACUACCCAGCCGCCCUGCCCAACCACAAGCCCAAGGGCACCUUCAAGGACUAUGUGCGUGACCGUGCUGACCUCAACAAGGACAAGCCUGUCAUCCCUGCUGCGGCCCUGGCUGGCUACACAGGCAGUGGACCAAUCCAGCUGUGGCAGUUUCUUCUGGAAUUACUCACCGAUAAAUCCUGUCAGUCUUUUAUCAGCUGGACUGGAGAUGGCUGGGAAUUCAAGCUUUCUGACCCAGAUGAGGUGGCCAGGAGAUGGGGAAAAAGGAAAAACAAACCUAAGAUGAAUUAUGAGAAACUGAGCCGUGGCCUUCGCUACUAUUAUGACAAAAACAUCAUCCACAAGACGGCGGGGAAACGCUAUGUGUACCGUUUUGUGUGUGACCUGCAGAGCCUCCUGGGGUACACGCCCGAGGAGCUGCACGCCAUGCUGGACGUCAAGCCCGACGCGGAUGAGUGAUGGACACCAAGGGGCCGGAGAAACUCUGCUGAGACAUUUCAAAGAACAACCACGUUGGUCGGACUCUUAAUUUUUAAUUGUUAUUCUAUUUUUAAUUUUCCAGAACUCAUUUUUUUACAUUCAGGGGUGGGAGCUAAGUAAGCUGCAGCUAUAAUCAAUUGUGCGCCGUUGGAGGAGGAGA